AUGGCCGGCGGGGAUAGAGGUCCAACCAAGCGCAGCGCCAUGGACAUCAAGCGUUUGGCCAGCCUGAUCCAGAGGGGAGCGGGGCGGCUGCUUGUCAUCGACAGCAGGACGUUUUCGGACUACAACGCGUGGCACGUGCAGGGGGCCAUCAACGUGUGCUGCUCCAAACUGGUGAAGAGGCGUCUGCAGCAGGACAAAGUCUCGGUCACUGAGCUGCUGCAGCCCAACGGCAAGGUCAAGGUGGAACUGGGCCGGAAGCAGGAAGUGGUGGUUUAUGAUCAAAGCUCCAAAGAAGCGGGGCAACUGUCCAAAGACGGCUUUAUGCACAUUCUCAUGGGAAAGUUGGAGAGCACCUUCUACAAAGUGUCUCUGCUCACAGGCAGAGUCAUCGCCACGCUGGAGUGGUACAAUACAAAGUGUGUGAUGGCGAUCAGGUGUCGUGAGGCUUCAGGUGUCUCUGUUUUGAUUGGACACGCUGAGGUCAGAAAGUGCACGUUCCUGCUGUGCGCUCCCACUGUUCUCCUUCAAAGCUGCAGCUCUUUGGCCUCUCCACCCCGUCUGACCUCGUCUCCAUUACAGCGCACGCAGCUCCGGCAGAUCAAUGAUUUCAUUGAGAAGGAGCCAGUGGUGCCAUUACGAGGUGAGCUCACCCUCCUCUGGGAGCGUGGCCACAUUAUUCUCAAUGACCUGGCCAUUCCUCGUCACUCAUUACCUUUACCUCUUAGCCACUUAAGUGUCUUCCCCAUCUCCUCCUCCUGUUUCUCUGCUUCUCUUGUGUUUCACGCUGUUGAGAACAGAGCUCUAUUUUUAGUGCCAGACUCCUGCGGUCGUCACAUCUGGCGCCAGUGGCCCCGGUGCUCUCACCCCUGCCCGUAG
Molecule: messenger RNA, 876 nt
Organism: Knipowitschia caucasica
Lineage: Eukaryota; Metazoa; Chordata; Actinopteri; Gobiiformes; Gobiidae
Source: the annotation of a GenBank genome assembly